AUGACGUGGAGGAUAUCGUGUGAGGAAGAAAUGAAGGCUAAUGUACAGUAGUAGAGCCAGCUAUUAAUGACUGCAGAUGGUUAAGAAAAGGGAAGGUGCUGAUUAAUUUCUAGAAAACUGUGGGCUGAUUUUGUUUGCUGCAUCACUAAUUCCCUUGACGAGUAGCUUUGAUAUCUGCCAGUCAUUUUUAUUGGAACAUUGUUCAUUUCAGUUGUGGCUUUCAAAAAUACUCUCUACAAGUGAAGGUUCCUAUUUAUCGAGACGAGAGUUGUGUUAGGAUUUCUGCAUUAUUUCCAUAUCCUAUGAAUUCCAAGAAAUCAGACUCUUUAGACUUUUGGUGUGUAGAUGAAGUGGUUCGUAAAACGAAGUCGACUGUUCUUGUACUUGAGUCUUUGAAAUCGGAGCAGCAGCAAAUAUCUACGGAGUUAAAUUCAGUACAGAAAUCAGAGGAGGAUGGGGAAUGUGAAACAAUAUACAUUACAGAAAAGUCAAGUGGAUUAGAAUCGAUUAUCAAGGAUAUAUCUAAAGGUCUGGAAGAUGCCGGCGAUCUUAUGGUUGCUUGUGACUAUCUCCAAAAAGUGGAAGCGGAGAAGCAGAAGUUAAGGUACCAAGCCCGACGUCUUUUCCAAGAAAAUGCUUGGUUGAGAGAUGAGCUUGCUGCUGCUCAAGAUGCCCAUAGAAAGAGUGAACUUAAAAUUGUCCAACUCGAAGAGCAAGUCAAGGGCCUCCAGUUUAACAAUGAGUUGCGGAAGUUUGAUUCUUCCGAACCUGUGGAUUCUUCUGGAUUAGCUGAUGGUGAUAAAAACGAAAGGACUGCUUUGGACCUCGGCUUUCCUCCAGAUGAUAAGGAAGAGGGCGAUCAGUAUGGAAUGUCACAAAGUCAAACUGUAUCCAUGACUCAAGGCGUUCAUAACUAUGAGAUUCCAACACGCUUGCGAACGCUUCACAAUUUGGUUAUUCAGUAUGCCAGUGAGGGUCGUUAUGAGGUUGCAGUUCCUCUGUGCAAGCAAGCCCUGGAAGACCUAGAAAAGACCAGUGGACGUGAUCAUCCCGAUGUUGCAACAAUGUUGAAUAUCUUAGCACUUGUGUAUCGCGAUCAAGGUAAAUACAGAGAGGCGGCAACUUUGCUAAAUGAUGCUUUGACUAUCCGAGAAAAAACUUUGGGUCCUGAUCACCCCGCUGUAGCCGCAACAUUAAACAAUCUGGCUGUGCUCUACGGUAAACGUGGGAAGUAUAAAGAAGCAGAACCAUUGUGUAAGAGAGCAUUACUGAUAAGAGAAACUGUUCUGGGACAGGACCAUCCAGAUGUUGCAAAACAGUUAAACAAUUUGGCUUUACUGUGUCAAAAUCAAGGGAAAUAUGAAGAGGUGGAGUUAUAUUACCAACGUGCUUUAGAAAUUUAUAUGCAUGAUCUUGGACCAGAUGAUCAAAAUGUAGCCAAAACUAGAAAUAAUUUGGCUUCAGCCUAUCUGAAACAAGGCAAGUAUGCUGAAGCAGAGAAAUUGUACAAAGAAGUUCUGACACGAGCUCAUGAAAAAGAAUUUGGAAAGGUUACUGAUACUAAUAAACCGAUUUGGAUGAUUGCAGAAGACUGUCAGUCAGCUCAAGCAUCAAAUAAUAAAGAUAUAAAGGAAUCUGUUCAAUCGAUGUGGGCACGUAUUUCUCGUUCAGAAAAUCCAACUGUGGCUACAACACUGCGAAAUUUGGCUGCUCUUUAUCGUAGGCAAGGGAAAUUUGAAGCUGCUAACAUAGUGGAAGAAUGCGCUGUCCAGUGCAAAGGAGCGUCUGUUGUUAAUCCUCAUGAAAAAAGCUCAGUCAAUGUCAACGCUUCCAGGAAGCUGGAAUCAUAAGAUGUCUUAUAUGCAGCAAGAAAGGCUUCGACAAAAUCGUGGUACAAAAGAAUCUUAUUCCCGGGAUAGUCAUACUUGUUAUAAUAAUGGUAAUAGUAUAAUAAAUAACAGUAAUCAUAAUGAUUAUUUCCCCUUUGGUGGAUAUGGUACACAAUCUCAAUAUAUAUCUGAUUUUAAUCUACCAGUGGACAACAACAAUUGAAAUCAUUAACAGUUUGUUUUUCUUUCAUUUGUCCUCUCUCUCUCGUUGUAUGUGUGUGUGUGCGUUUCGUGGUUUCAUUGAAAAAUUGUUUUAUUUCAAUGUUAGGUUAAACCUCCGUUUUUCUUUGUCUGUGCGUGUGUAUGUGUGUGUGCGUUUUCUCCCUAUUACGUGUUCAUUUCUACCUCUUAGCAAUUGUAAUAAUAGUUCUUUUAUCAUCUGGAUAUAUGCUUAUUUACAUAUGUGUGUGUGUGUGUGUAAUUUGCCCCUCUCUAUAUAUAAAUAUAUUCGCGUCGAUGUGAAGCGGGAGGAGGAGGUUUCAAUACAAUUUGCUUUACUUCUGUUAAUCACCACGUUUAACAUCGUUAAUCUGCCUUCGGCUUGCUGCAUUGUGUCAUCUACUUUCAUCAUAUCGUCAUCAAUAUUUAUCAUAUACAUAUUUUAUUUGUUUUACUAUGUGAAUAUUAACUUGUUACUAUUAAUACUACUAAUAUUAUUUACUUGGCUGUGAAAUUAUGAAGAUCUCUAUCUAUCUAUCUAUCUAUACAUGCAUAUACAUAUAUAUGUACCAAAUAUAUAACAAUAUCUAUCUGUUCAUUCAUUUUGAGAGGUAUUGGUGCAUAUUGACAUAUAUAUAUAUAUAUAUAUAUAUUAUAUAUAU
Molecule: messenger RNA, 2710 nt
Organism: Trichobilharzia regenti
Lineage: Eukaryota; Metazoa; Platyhelminthes; Trematoda; Strigeidida; Schistosomatidae
Source: the annotation of a GenBank genome assembly